Messenger RNA from Papaver somniferum (opium poppy), 546 nucleotides. RefSeq lists its product as uncharacterized. Bases 1 to 546 code for a protein of 181 amino acids. Gene Ontology annotation, molecular function: RNA-DNA hybrid ribonuclease activity; nucleic acid binding. The record is from RefSeq and is a predicted model, not a curated record. The transcript has a single exon. NCBI's taxonomy places the organism in Eukaryota, Viridiplantae, Streptophyta, Magnoliopsida, Ranunculales, Papaveraceae.
AUGACUCUAUCUCCUGCUCAUGAAGAUAGACGUGAUCUUAAUUGGAUACCUCCUGAUAUAAACUCUCUGAAAAUUAAUUGUGAUGGCUCAUUUCUUGAUACAAAUAAAACAGGUGGUCUGGGACUAAUCAUUCGUAAUUUUGCAGGUGAACAUCAAGGUUGCAAAUGUAUCUUCUUGAAUAGAGUGGAGAAUGCAGAACAGGCGGAAUGCAGAUCACUUUGGGAAGCGGUUCAAUGGGCAAAAGAGAUGAAGCUGGAAAGAGUGGAGUUCGAGCUCGAUUCAAAGCUUGUUGCAGAUGCUGUGAACAAUGAGAGUUUCAGUAUCGAUUGGAGAAUUCAUAAUAUGAUAUUGGAUAUAAAAAUUUUAUUUAAAGUGUUUACCCUUUGGAGUUGUUCUGAUGUUCCAAAGGAAAAAAAUAAAGUAGUUGACAUUUUGUCCAAGCUAGCUAGAGUAGAAAGAUUAAGUAGUGUUUGGCUUACAUUUCCUCCUAGUAAUAUUGAUGCUCAGUUACAGGAGGAUACAUCCUUUGUAAACACUCAUAAUUAA